This is a messenger RNA of Talaromyces marneffei, 1776 nucleotides long. RefSeq lists its product as uncharacterized. Bases 1 to 1776 code for a protein of 591 amino acids. Gene Ontology annotation, molecular function: mRNA binding. Lineage: Eukaryota; Fungi; Ascomycota; Eurotiomycetes; Eurotiales; Trichocomaceae. The transcript has a single exon. The record is from RefSeq and is a predicted model, not a curated record.
AUGGUCGGCAGCUCAACGACGCAGUCCAGCCGCACCAGCCCUGGGUCUUUUGGUACGAACCAGCGCGCUACAUCAGUAUCGUCCGGCACAUCAUCUCCCCAGUCUUUGUCACAAGGGCCAUCUGGCUUGCAUAAUGCGAUGUCGACCGACGUGUACAACUCCGCUAUUUCUCAACCUCCCGCGUCUUUGAGCUCCUCUUUUUCCUACCCCUUUUCCCCGAUUGGAGCCGGCUCGUCCUUUGAUAGUCUAGGUACAAACGGUAUGCGACUCACUGAAGCUGAUCUGUCGCCUCCCAUGAAUGGCUUCCACCGCAUGGGCAGCGGCGCUGCUAUCUUGAUGCGUAGACUGCCCCAAAAUACCAGUCGAGAGGCACUACGAAGCAUGUUCCUUUUCGCGAAGGAUUUCGUCGACGCUGACUUCGUCCCAUCCGAACUUCCUGAGGAUGGCAAAUUUCUCUCUGCGAUUGCACGAUUCAAUACAGUUAUUGCCGCCGAAGAAGCGCGAGCCAUGUUGGAUGGCAAGCCCAAUACCAGCAAUGAAGCCAACAUGAUAGUUGAGAUGUUCCCUGGGCCGCUUCCGAACCGUCGUAAUACCAUUGAUCACACCGCUACCCGUGGUCUUCCAGGGCCGACUGCUCGCCAGUCGUCUCGCUUCAAUGGCACGUUCCAAACAAUGACCAAUGGUGCCUCGCAGCAGCCUAGUGCCAACGAACCGCUUCCUGCUCCAGACACCAACUCCCGGAUCCAUAGCCUUUUCUCACCUCGAUCACCGAUAGGCAGUGGGCUUGGAGAAUUGCCACGCGUAAGCGGCAAGUCAGUUAUCGACCAAGAUCUGGAUGAGGAGACCGGCGAGUUGCUCAAAGACCCCGUUGGCUAUGCGCAAAACGGACAUGGAAACAUACCUCUCACGCGGCGUUCGACCAAUCCUUCAAUCCCGACUAGCCGUUUUGCCAACCUAUCAUUAUCCACAAAUGUCGCUUCACCGCCCAUCCAGGGUUACUCGAAUGGCACUGGCGGUCGCAUGGGAUUGCCGACUCCUUCAAACGCGAUGCCACCGAACAUGAAUGGCAAUCCUCCUUUCCAUUAUCCCAACCAGCAUAAUCCGCGCCAUAGCUUACCAGCUGCCAAUCCGAACGAUUUGAAUCCUCCAUGUAACACACUUUAUGUUGGCAAUCUUCCAGCUGAUACACAGGAAGAAGAAUUAAAGGCUCUCUUUUCCAAACAACGUGGUUACAAGAGAUUGUGUUUCCGCAACAAGCAGAACGGUCCUAUGUGUUUUGUCGAAUUUGAUGAGGUCGCAAUGGCCAGCAAAGCUUUGAACGAGUUGUAUGGAUACAAGCUUUCCAACAGCGUCAAGACUGGUAUUCGUCUUAGUUUCUCGAAGAAUCCUCUUGGAGUACGCAGCGGACAACCGGGAAGCAGUGUCAACCCUCCGACGCCUCUCAGUCCACAGACGCCUAUACACGGCGGCGCUGGUAUCGGUCCCUUGCCAAAUGCCAUGUUUUCUACCGCCAGUGGCCCUCCUCCAGGCUUGUCAGCUCCACCUGGUCUUGCGCUUCCUGUGGGUGCUCGAAAUGGGCCUAUGCCACCGCCAAACUCACACGCCUCGAUGACGAAUGGCAACGCAUUUGGUCCAAAUAAUGGGCUUGGCAUUCGAGCCAAUGGGCUUAACGCUCUUAAUCCUGUUCCCUUUGGUACUGGCAUCCCUGGUAAUGCCCAAGGACCUGGUAUGGGCGGCUUCAGCAGUGUCUAUCCCGACUAUAUGAUGGGCCGAUGA